Messenger RNA from Adineta steineri, 1062 nucleotides. NCBI's taxonomy places the organism in Eukaryota, Metazoa, Rotifera, Eurotatoria, Adinetida, Adinetidae. The record is from the annotation of a GenBank genome assembly.
AUGAUGCUCGUCCCAGAAACCAAAACACCACCGACAACAACCGAUAUAUAUCACCAUUCGGAAACAAUCUGGCGUGUCAUUAUUGAUAUUAUUACUCUCUCAGUUUUACUCACUGUAUCGGCUAUUUCACAUUUUCUGAUUCAACCAUUUACACGUGGUUUCUUUUGUUCGGAUACAACGAUAAGAUAUCCGUAUAAAGGUGAUACGGUUCCUAUCUAUGCAGCAAUUAUUCUAUCAAUUGGACUACCAAUUGUUUGGAUGUGGUCAACAGAAUUUGCUAAGCGAUUUUAUUUUAAUCGAUAUCCCAAACAAGUAUUUUUUACACGUUUAGAAUUUUGUGGUGAAAAAGUAACAACUAUCACACCAUUUGUUCGUAAUUUAUAUAUACUGACCGUUGUUUUUGCUUAUGGUUAUCUUUCUACAUGGGUUUUAACAGAAAUUACCAAGAAUUUUGUAGGUGAAUUAAGACCACAUUUUCUUGCGGUAUGUCAACCAUCGAUCGAUUGCUCAACUUUGACAACAAAUCAAUUUUAUUCGUAUUUACAAUUUGGAAUUAAUUACACAUGUUUAAACACUGAUUCUGGACUUGUGCGAGAUGCACGUCGAUCAUUCUUCAGUGGACACACUUCACCAGUCUUUUUUGGUUUCGGUUGGUUGGUUAUGUAUAUUCAUGUAUCAUGGUCAUGGCGUCAUCUUGGUAUUCUUGGUCAUAUAUUUCAAACAGGUCUUGCUAUACUUGGCUUGUAUAUUGGUUAUUCUCGUAUAUUUGAUUUUCAUCAUCAUUGGAAUGAUGUGUUAGUUGGUGGGAUAGUAGGUUCACUUGUGGCAUUCGUUUCAUUUAAAUUCAUACUCAAUUGGCGUCAUUAUGAUCCAGAUUUUUUACCGUAUGUCGUCUCAGAUAAAAAAGGGAAAGCGAAUUUACCAUUGGAUGGAGGUAUUCCUAUCAAUAUUUUACAUGGCACGCAUCGGAUUAGUCCAAACGAUGAUCUUGAAGCACACGGAUCCAAUCAGAAUUAUUAUAAUCGUGAUCGAAAUUAUGCGGAACAGGAUCAUCAAUUCUAA